AUGUUUAAACAACUAACGAGGCUCUCGCCAUUCAGAAAUGUUAAUAGACCCGUAUUUUUGAGAAAUGCGUCAUCAUAUAUUCCUCAAGGAUCACCAAUACUAUCUUCCAUUCCACCGUUAAAUUUAUCAUCGACAAUACAACCACCAACCAUAUUAUCAACAUCUCAAUUCACACCAUCAUCCUUGGGAAGGUUACCACAGAUUAAUACCAAUGAUUUAUCAAUACCAAUCCAAAUAAACGUAGAAAUAAUAGGAAACGAAGAGAAUUCGAAAGAUAUUGAUGCUGUUAGAUUCGAAGUUAUUGGAGAAGAUGGUGAAAUAAUCGAUAAUACUAUAUAUACUGAUUCAGUAUUACGAAAAAGAAGGUUGAAGAUGAAAAAACAUAAACAUAAGAAAAGAAGAAAAGCUCAACGUGCUUUGAGGAAAAGAUUGGGUAAAUAG
Lodderomyces pseudojiufengensis is the source of this 441-nucleotide messenger RNA. RefSeq names its product mitochondrial 37S ribosomal protein mS38. The record is from RefSeq and is a predicted model, not a curated record. Lineage: Eukaryota; Fungi; Ascomycota; Pichiomycetes; Serinales; Debaryomycetaceae. The transcript has a single exon. The coding region runs from base 1 to 441 and encodes 146 amino acids.